CGCCGCGCCGGAGCUCCAUUGCGCUCCACGUGUACCUGAACGCCGAGACCUUUGUCGCCCAAGAGGCCGAUUUGAGCGAGGGAUGGAUUCUCAAGACUGCUCCUGCGCUAGCGGUGGCACUUGUAACUGUGGCAACAACUGUCAGUGCAAAAACUGCAAGUGCAAGUCGUGCAAAAAGAGUUGCUGCUCCUGUUGCCCGGUGGGCUGUACCAAGUGCGCCCAGGGCUGUAUCUGCAAAGGCCCCCCUUCCACCAAAUGCAGCUGCUGCAAGUGAGCUCCUUCCGCUCAUUUGAGUGUUGACCUGUAUAUUUGCCUGCAAGAAUGUAACCCUAAAUGUCCAUUUAUAUAUUUGCCUGUGUGUCUUCCAGCCUUUAGAUGUGAAAAUAAGCUACGUGGAAAAUAAAGCUGUAUGUAUAUAAGUAA
Molecule: messenger RNA, 423 nt
Organism: Elgaria multicarinata webbii
Lineage: Eukaryota; Metazoa; Chordata; Lepidosauria; Squamata; Anguidae
Product: metallothionein-1
Exons: 3
Coding region: 83-274 (63 amino acids)
Biological process (GO): detoxification of copper ion; cellular response to copper ion; intracellular zinc ion homeostasis
Cellular component (GO): cytoplasm; nucleus
Molecular function (GO): metal ion binding
Source: RefSeq, a predicted model, not a curated record